UAUUUUCUCCUUGUCUAUCCUAACAUAGAUAUAGGAAGGAGACCCCAAGAUAAAUGUUUGUGGCUACGCCGCUGCAUUUGGUUGGCUUCCCGCAGCAACAUCAAACAACCAUAGAUACCAUUUACUGGCCAUCUGAAAUAAUCUCUUGGUUAAACAUUUCCCCAGCCAGUUGACUGGCUUCCAUUUCGAUCCCAUCUUCAUUUCGCUGCCAACGAACCACCAGAACAGUCAUGAGCCCAGGAAUCAUCAGACAGGAGGUGAACGGCCGCCAGGAGUCUACAGAAGCUCGGGGAACCGAGAGACAUGGACCACGGCGUAGGGUGGCGGUUGUCGGAGCAGGUCUAGUGGGUUCUCUGGCAGCCUUGAACUUUGCUCGCAUGGGCAACCACGUGGACUUGUACGAGUUUCGAGAGGAUAUCCGCCAUGCCCUAGUUGUUCAGGGCAGGAGUAUCAACCUGGCACUUUCCCAGCGUGGCCGGAAGGCGUUGGCCGCCGUAGGUCUCGAGCAAGAGGUGCUGGCCACCGCCAUACCAAUGCUGGGUAGGAUGCUCCACGAUGUGAGAGGAAACUCCAGUGUGGUCCUAUACGAUCCCAUUAACAAUCAAUGCCUGUACUCCGUGGGACGCCGUCAGCUCAACGAAGUCCUUUUAGAUGCCUGCGAUAAGCUACCCAAUAUUCGCUGCCACUUUGAGCAUAAAUUAACAAGUGCUAAUCUAAAAGAGGGAACCUUGGAGUUCCAGAAUCCAGCCAAGAAAUCUGUAGCUGCCCAUGCAGAUCUUAUAGUAGGCUGUGAUGGGGCCUUCAGCAGCGUGCGCCAGCACUUGGUCCGCUUGCCGGGUUUCAACUACUCCCAAGAGUACAUAGAAACGGGGUAUCUGGAGCUCUGUAUACCCUCGAAAUCGGGGGACUUCCAGAUGCCUGCCAACUACCUGCACAUAUGGCCGCGUGACACAUUUAUGAUGAUUGCUCUACCGAAUCAGGAUAAAUCUUUCACGGUCACCUUGUCCAUGCCCUUUGAUGUCUUUGCUAGAAUUCAUAAUCAAAACGAUCUCCUGGAAUUCUUUAAGAUAAACUUCCGGGACGCACUCCCCCUGAUUGGAGAGCAACAGCUCAUAAAGGAUUUCUUUAAGACCAGGCCACAGUUCCUGGUGUCCAUCAAGUGCAGACCGUAUCACUAUGCGGAUAAGGCACUGAUCCUGGGCGAUGCCGCCCAUGCAAUGGUUCCGUACUACGGCCAGGGAAUGAAUGCUGGAAUGGAGGAUGUCACGCUACUCACCGACAUUUUGGCCAAGCAGCUGCCAAUGGACGAGACGUUGACCCUGUUUACCGAAUCUCGCUGGCAAGACGCCUUCGCCAUUUGCGAUCUGGCUAUGUACAAUUAUGUGGAGAUGCGAGACUUGACCAAACGCUGGACCUUCCGGCUCCGGAAAUCGCUAGACACACUGCUCUUCCGUCUGUUUCCUGGUUGGAUUCCUCUCUAUAACAGCGUCUCCUUUUCCAGUAUGCCUUAUCGUCAGUGCAUUGCAAACCGGAAGUGGCAGGAUCAGCUGCUGAAUCGAAUUUUCGGCGCCACUAUUUUUGCUGCCAUAGUAACUGGAGCAGCUAUAUUUGCACAGCGAUUUUUUUAAAUUAAAUAUAUUAUAAAGUUAAUCGAGAGAAUAUGUUUUAAAAAUGUUUGUAUACUAGUUACUUUUUUAACCAAUAGCACACAAAAAUUUGACUAAAAUG
This is a messenger RNA of Drosophila teissieri, 1728 nucleotides long. It is a transcript of the gene cn, whose product is annotated as kynurenine 3-monooxygenase. Gene Ontology annotation, molecular function: FAD binding; kynurenine 3-monooxygenase activity; NAD(P)H oxidase H2O2-forming activity. The transcript has 3 exons. The record is from RefSeq and is a predicted model, not a curated record. Gene Ontology annotation, cellular component: mitochondrial outer membrane. Gene Ontology annotation, biological process: L-tryptophan catabolic process; quinolinate biosynthetic process; NAD+ metabolic process. NCBI's taxonomy places the organism in Eukaryota, Metazoa, Arthropoda, Insecta, Diptera, Drosophilidae. Bases 231 to 1628 code for a protein of 465 amino acids.